AUGGGUGCUCGCAUCAAGCACAAAGGUCCCACAGCGGAAGAAAAGACGCGAAUCCUCGUGGCUUAUGAGCAAGGUCAAGACUGGAAGCUGGUUGUCAAGCACAAUGGCGUUGCUUUGACAACUGUGCGCCGCGUACUCUCCAAAGGCCAUGUGAACCACCUGCCGGGUGGGGGGACGCGUCUGGGACGAACGAAAGUCACCACGGAGAUCCGCGAAGCGCUGGAGCGAUACGUUGAUCAGAACUGCCAGUACACCAUGAAACAUUUAAUAGCCAACGACUUCCCAGGAACCGAACUAUCACUGCAGACAAUCAGUCGUCACCUGCUCAGGAUCAACAUCUUGUCAUUCAAUGUGGAGGAAGGACUGGUUUAUUUCCGUCUGGAGCGGGGAAACAUCAAGAUGGCCCAGAACGCUGCCUUUGUUGAAGCAGUCUAUCAAGCAGUGAAGACAAGUGCCGCGUGGAUCGACAACUUUGAGGGCAAGAGGGUCGUGAUUGUUCUCAACAACGCACCAGCACACUCCCAAACGGAGGAACGCGUUGCAAACACUUCGUUCGAUUGCCGUCCGACGUAA
Messenger RNA from Aphanomyces astaci, 573 nucleotides. RefSeq lists its product as hypothetical. The record is from RefSeq and is a predicted model, not a curated record. The transcript has a single exon. The coding region runs from base 1 to 573 and encodes 190 amino acids. Lineage: Eukaryota; Oomycota; Saprolegniomycetes; Saprolegniales; Verrucalvaceae.